AAAAAAAAUACCUAUUCUAAUAUAAUUUAUUUACCAAUUUCUAUAAUUAGGUACUCGUUGUUUACAUGUGCCUACGUUAAAUAAAUAAGAGAAUUUGUAGUAUUUACUAAGAUAGUACGAGAAAAGAUGAAAAAAGUUUCGCCCACCCCCAAAGAAAUAGCCAAGAAACGUUUGGCAAGGAGUAAAUUCAUGAAAAUACCCUUAUGUGAAAGAAAUAUAAUAGACAAUAAGGAGAACCUGAUUCCUGAAAUAAAAAUUAAGAAAUCGACAUUCAGAAAAAAAGACAGAAUGAUUAAAGAUUUUAGUCCGCGCAAUCCUUUUGAUGUACCUCAAAUAGACCGAGUGUUUUCUAAAUGUAAGAAAGCUAAGAAACAAAAACCAGAACCGGAUUUAACGUUCGAUGUUCACACUGUUCGUGAUUUCGAUGAUACAUUUUUCAAUAUAAUUGAAGGUAGACCUUUACGUCGUUCAGAUGAUAUAAAGGUUUAUAUGAACAACAUUCGUGACAUGUGCUUAUUUAAAGCUAACACAGCAUAUUUGCUGGAUAAAAUCGUACAUAUGGAAACGUCAUAUGCUACCGAAAUGAAAGAAUAUGAGAAAAUCGUCAAAAUGUAUAAAGAAAUUAAGGACGGAUUUUCUCAAUUCAUUGGAGCAAACUAUCAUAGUUCAAAAAAGUAUCAGAUGAUAGCGUCAGUGUCUGCACUCGCCGCUCAGAGGAAGUCGGAACAAUUAAGUAUAAUUUGCGAUGAAUAUGUGGUACUUAGGAAUAGAUUACAGGACAUAUUUGCCUCAUUUGAGAAGUUGUCACGGUACCGUCAAUUUUUAGACAACCUAACUCCAAUUUGGUGGUUAACGGAACAACGCGGUGCCAGUGAUUCCUUGUUUGAGGCUGCAGCACGUAACGCAUCACCCCGGGUCUCCUUUACAUCCAGCGAGUCUUUGGGUGGAAAUAAAAAGAAGUUGUCUAUAAAAAAAGUAGACUCGCGGCAAUUUUUUGUAGAUCCCAAACAAAUUGUUGAAAUUUUUGAGGACAUGAGGAGGCAAUGUCUCCAUUAUAUGCACGAAGCAGGCAUUUCAAAUAAUAUUAUUUCAAUAGUUCUAAAAGAAAAAGAAUCUUUAAAAAGAAUUAUAGAAGAUGAAGAGAAAGGCAUGGAGGGUUAUAUAGAAAGGUACAAUUAUCUAAUCAAAUUUGAAGAAGAAAAAGAAAUUGCAUAUAAAAAGCUCUUUGAGAAGAUACUGUUAAAAGAAUUCCAGCAACUUAUUUCUUCUUUUGAUGUAUGCAAGUUAUUUACCUGCCUUCAGUAUGUUAAUGUAAAGGUGUUUGAUAAUACAGAAGAUCCGAGAGAUAACAUUUCAACAUUGAUGUUUAACAUAGAAAGUUCUUAUAUGGAUGUGUUAUUGAAAUUGGAUUAUUUAGAUAAUGAGAUCGUUAGGAAAGCAACAAAACAGGCAUUUGAUGAAGAUAUAGCCAAAAUGAAAAGGGCUUAUAAAGCCCAGAGGAUUAUUAAAGAAAGCGAUAUACUUCGUAAAUCACUGUACGACAGUUUUGAACCGCCCCGCACUCGCAUAUUGAAGAAUGUCACAAAUAAAAAAUAAUCUAUUUAGCUAGCUAGGUUAAGUUAUUUUGGUGUAGUAAGAUAUUGAUUGUAAGAUUUUGUUAAGUAUUACAAGAUAUAUGUAUUCUUUCCACGUGUUCACAUUUUAUAUUUAUUUAGUGGU
Plodia interpunctella (Indianmeal moth) is the source of this 1719-nucleotide messenger RNA. RefSeq lists its product as uncharacterized. Lineage: Eukaryota; Metazoa; Arthropoda; Insecta; Lepidoptera; Pyralidae. The transcript is spliced from 2 exons. The coding region runs from base 127 to 1596 and encodes 489 amino acids. The record is from RefSeq and is a predicted model, not a curated record.